CGCCGUCAUGAGAGCCUCUAUUUACAAUGCGAAUUAAGAAAUAUAGUUAAAUGUGAUGAAUUAUCACCGAAGAACAUCUUUUAAUUUGUUAAUUUAACAGUCUUGAACAUUUAUAUACAAGUUAAAACAGUAUUUCAAGUGUUUCCUCUUCCACUAACUUGUUUUUUGUUGGUCUGGCUACGCCCAUUUCCGGGUGUCCUUUGACAGAUCAGUUGGUAGAAUUAAGUCAUUAAAUUGUAAUUAAAAAUGGAUAAGAUUGUAAAAAAGGAGGAGAUAAAAGCGGAGGACUUUACGGGGAUUCCCUCGCUGAGCCUGCAUGGCAUCGAAGGCGACCCACAGGAGCACAAGGACUACGGCGAUUCGCUUAUAGAGGAGGAGCUAACCGAGGAGGACAUAGAACUUGAGGAUUGGAGUGACCAGGAAUCCGUGGAAUCUGCCGACACCGAGUUGACCCUGACGCAGGCAAACGCUACACAUUACCAGCCCUUCAGCGAUGAGCCGAUGCGCAAGUAUCCCUUCAAGCUGAAGCACAAUGAGUCCGGGAACAUCCUCACCGUGCACCAUACGGUCAAGGAAGAGGGUCAGCAGAUGCGCAUCCAGAUCGGCGCCUGCUGCUUCAACGAGCUGAGCAACAAACUGGUGGUCAUUGACAAGCGUGGCAACGUCUUUGUUUUUGACUUUGUGAGUAAACGCUACUGGCGCCUGGGCUUCCGGAUCCCUAAGGCCAGGCUUAUUCGUCCGUCGCCGCGUCACAGGAGCGACUACAUCGUGGGCAACAAGGAGGGCCACAUUUUCAUCAUUGAUGUGGACAACUCGAUUCUGGGCAGCCAAGGCGAGGUGGGCAGCUCGCCGCCCGACGAGAUCACGUUCAGCAAUCGCCUGAGAAAUCCCCGUGCCGCCAACGUCCUGAUGCGCUUCGGGCGCGAGGCUCUCCUAGUCAAUCUGCAGUCUCUUCAGGUCUCCCACCAGCUGGACUUUGACGAGUCGCGCUACACGCUGAAGUUCGCCGCCUUCUUGCCCAACUCGGACCAGUUCUUCAUCGGCUUCUCCAACGACUCGCUGCACGUUUGGUCCUCGCUUACGCUGAGCACCCUCCGGAUGGCCCAGCCCAUUAAGGCCAGGAACCGCAAGCUGCGACUGCUGCCGGCAGGGGAAUCGAUUCCUGAGAUCUCUCUGCGUGGCUCCGAUGAUAGUGAUCUGGAGGAUGACCUUACGUUCGCUUGCCAGGACCACGACUUUGCCGAUGGCCAGCUGCUGAGCUACUGCUUCACGCCGGACGGCAACAAAAUGUGCCUGAGCACCGUGGACGGCUACCUGCUACUGCUGAGCACGGCGUCCUUCGACCUGGAGAAGCUCUACCGCCUGACCGAUCUGGAACUCCGCCAAUUGGCCUUUCUCAGCCAGCCCAAGGAGCGUGUGGUGUUCGGGAUCACGAGACGUAACCAGGCCGUCAUGCUGGACCUGGCCAAUACAGACCACAAGCUGAUUGUCCAGCCCUCGAAGGCCAUUAGCCUGAGUCUGAGCAGGGAUGGCAAGCUCCUGAGCAUAACCUCCGCUGGCGGGGAGGUCAAUGUGUGGUCCACAUGCCGCCUGUUCAACGGUCUGCAGGUGCAGACCCGUUGCCUCGACCACAUCAAGACCAAGAUCCUAAAGAAUCCAGCACCGCUGCCCCUUCCGCUGGUCUCCUCCAGGGCCAGCGGCUGCAUGAACCCGGAGCUGCGCCAUCUCCUCAAGCCGGAACGGCUGCGGGGCAUGCUCAAGGAGUACGGUUGCUACCCGGAGAAGUACAGGUUCCUGAUCUGGACGUCCCUCAUGGAUCUGCCCUGCAAUGGUUCGCAAUUCCAGGCGCUCUUGAAGCUGGGCUCGCCGCUGGUGCUCCGGAACCAGGCCAAGAAACUGAAGAUUCGCAAUGACGCUCAGCGGCGAUCUGUGAUCAAGAUCUGGAGCUGCCUCUCCCAGUGGUGCAAGGUCCUGGCCCACGCCGAAUUCAUGCCGCACCUGAUCUAUCCCUUUGUAAAGCAGCUGCCCAAGAACGGUCUCGUCUCGUUCGAGGUGUUGGCCACCCUCAUCUUGAACCACUUCCAGCUGUGGUUCGAGUUUCAUCCCCUGCCGCCCGCCAACUACCUGGCCAUGUGCGAGAAUCUCCUGCAGCAUCUGGACGAGGGCCUGUGCAAGUUCUACAAGGCCCAGGAGGUGCUGCCCAAGGACUACGCCUGGCCGCUGCUAAGCAGUGCCUUUGCCGAGGUCCUGGAGGAGCAACAGUGGCUGGUGCUGUGGGACAACAUCGUCUCGGAGCCGCCCUGGUUUCCCAUCUUUCUGGUGGUAGCCUACAACCUGAUCAAUCGCGAGAUUAUCAUCCGGCUGCCUGACCAACGAUCCGUGCUUUCGUUUUUCCACGACCAGAACCCGCUGGACAUCGGGAAGCUGCUCUCCAAGGCCCGCAGGCUGAUGGCCAGGUGCCAGCUGGCGCUGCAUCCGCAGCGCUUUAUGCAGCCCUUCGAGGCCAUUCCGAAGGGCGUCUAUCCAAAGUUCCUCAAGUACCCCAGCGAGUGGAUUGAUCAGCAGGAGGAGCAGGCCGUCUCUUUGCUGAAGCACAACCAGGAGAUGGACGCCCGCAUUCGGCACCUCGAGCUGGAGGAGGUGCACAUCAUGGAGCGGCUGGAGAACGGCCUCAAGCAGGAGGAGCAUACACGGCGCAUCAAGGAGAUGGAGAAGCUCUACCAGGACACCAUACACCGCGAGGAGGAGCGCAUCACGUGCCAGCGGAAGAUGCUGCUCACCUACCAAAUGGAGGUGCGUCACCGCAAGAGCGAGGUCAUCAGCAAGCUGCAAGAGUCCGAGCAGCGGCGCAAGGUGAUAGAGAUGGAGAAGGACAUCGAUCUGCUCAUGCACAGCAUCGAGCGGGAGCGUCGCCGCAACAACCAGCAGAUGCAGCUGGCCGAGGACGAGAUACGCAAUCAGGAGAUGGAGCUCCUGGCCCAGCGCUACUAUUCCGAGUCGGCCGGCGCUCCGUUGGCUCGCAAGUACUACGACAACAUCCAGCAGCUGUGCCGGCAACGGAAUCAGUUGCAGCAGGAUCUGAGAGAGAUGACUAUGGAACAGCUUCGCUCGCCCAAGACCUCUUCUGGCCCGUUUCGUUCCCCGCUGGCGGACAUUGAGAGCUCCAUCCUGGACAUCCAGCGCGAGUUCACCGACAUUGUAAGCUCAGAGACCACACUGACGGCCAAGUGACGUGGAGACAAUGUCUCGUAAUCUUAAUUAGCAUAACAAAUGGCGGCCUUAAGGUACAAAUAAAUUCUAGGCUAGGAAUAUUUACAUGGCAUCGUGAAAAUAAAAUAAAUAAAGGCA
Drosophila kikkawai is the source of this 3348-nucleotide messenger RNA. Its product is annotated as TBC1 domain family member 31. The record is from RefSeq and is a predicted model, not a curated record. Gene Ontology annotation, cellular component: centrosome. NCBI's taxonomy places the organism in Eukaryota, Metazoa, Arthropoda, Insecta, Diptera, Drosophilidae. Gene Ontology annotation, molecular function: protein binding.